This is a messenger RNA of Oikopleura dioica, 327 nucleotides long. NCBI's taxonomy places the organism in Eukaryota, Metazoa, Chordata, Appendicularia, Copelata, Oikopleuridae. The record is from the annotation of a GenBank genome assembly.
AUGGAAAAAUUCAUCUCCAGUGGGCGUAAAGGAAAUAUAAGAACAAAGGCUGAUUUGGGAAAUAACUUCUACUGCGAUGCCGAAAUCGAUAACUGUGAGCUAGUUGCUGUGAAUUUUGGACACGGAGUGUUUCUUGAGCUGACCCAAGUUGAAGCACGGGACCACUGUAAAAAGAAAGAAGAACUGCUCGAGGCAAAAGUCAGCGCGCUCACUGAAGAAAUCUGCGGGGCAAAAGCGGAAGUCAGGUACGUGCUUGAAGGCGUCCGCGAACUCAACCAGAUGGCGGCAGAACCAGAAGCAAAAAAGAAAAAUAUAUUCAACUUUUAA